AUGAACGUCAACGAAAUAGACGCCAGAGAGAAACGUCUCAAGAAAGAGCUUCUCGCUUGCGUACAAAUGCAGCGCAACAGCAGAGAAGGCGGGAAGAGGAAAGCAGGCAGGAGCGGGCUGCACGGCAACAGAUCCAUGCAGAACGUCAACGCCAAAGACGGGCAGGAGAAAGCACGCCAAAGACGUUCAGGAGAAAGCAGUCAGGAGCGGAUCAGACGGCAACAGGGCAACGCAGGACGUCAGCGGAUAAGACGAGAAGGAGAAAGCGAGUCAGGAGCGGGUCGCACGACAACACAACAAUGCAGAACGUCAGCGCCAAAGACGGCAGGAGAAAGCAGUCAGGAGCGGAUCAGACGGCAACAGGGCAACGCAGGACGUCAGCGGAUAAGACGGGCAGGAGAAAGCAGUCAGGAGCGGGUCGCACGACAACACAACAAUGCAGAACGUCAGCGCCAAAGACGGGCAGGAGAAAGCAGUCAGGAGCGGAUCAGACGGCAACAGGGCAACGCAGGACGUCAGCGGAUAAGACGGGCAGGAGAAAGCAGUCAGGAGCGGGUCGCACGACAACACAACAAUGCAGAACUUCAGCGCCAAAGACGUUCAGGAGAAAGCAGUCAGGAGCGGAUCAGACGGCAACAGGGCAACGCAGGACGUCAGCGGAUAAGACGUGAACGCGAAAGCAGUCAGGAGCGG
Messenger RNA from Ostertagia ostertagi, 693 nucleotides. The record is from the annotation of a GenBank genome assembly. NCBI's taxonomy places the organism in Eukaryota, Metazoa, Nematoda, Chromadorea, Rhabditida, Trichostrongylidae.